Messenger RNA from Pteropus alecto (black flying fox), 2342 nucleotides. RefSeq names its product myelin protein zero like 3 (gene MPZL3). Gene Ontology annotation, cellular component: membrane. Bases 353 to 1057 code for a protein of 234 amino acids. The record is from RefSeq and is a predicted model, not a curated record. The transcript has 6 exons. NCBI's taxonomy places the organism in Eukaryota, Metazoa, Chordata, Mammalia, Chiroptera, Pteropodidae.
GGGGGGGGCGUUCAAAUAAAAUAUUUGUAGAGAGUAAAAAACCCUUCAGAAACAGGGUUAGAGAAUCAAAAUUAUUUUGUCCUACAAGAGCCAUAAAAAUAAAUAGUAAAAUUUCCAAAGUCUGUAGUCUCUCCCAUUUUCAAGAGAAAGUGAAUGAAAAACUAGAAUUAAAGAAUCUCUGGGUAGAUAACAAGGCCAGGUGUAGUUCUGGAAAGCAGCCAUGUUCCCAUGGCAACUUUGAAUCGCCAUUUUGUGUUUCCACUGCCUCCCGCCCUUGCGUCACUUCCGGUGUUACCUGCGUUUUUACCGGGAGCGGUAAACAAGGUGUGCACGCAUCUGGAGAGCUGUCGGGAUGCAGCACAGUGGAGCAGCGGGAGCCCGUAGCUACACUCUGUUUUCACUGCUGGGCGUCCUGUUUCAGGGUGUCCACAUUGUCCUUUCUUUGGAGAUUAAAGUAGAUGCCCAUGUUCGGGGUUAUGUUGGAGAACAGGUCAAGUUGAAAUGCAUUUUCAAGUCGACUUCAUCUGUCACAGACAAACUCACCAUAGACUGGACAUACCGACCUCCCAGCAGCAGUCGCACAGAAUCAAUUUUUCAUUAUCAGUCCUUCCAGUAUCCAACCACAGCAGGCACAUUUCGAGAUCGAAUUUCCUGGGUUGGAGAUGUAUACAAAGGGGAUGCAUCCAUAAGCAUAAGCAACCCUACCAUAAAGGACAAUGGGACAUUCAGCUGUGCUGUGAAGAAUCCCCCAGAUGUGCACCAUAAUAUUCCCAUGACAGAGCUAAUAGUCACAGAAAGGGGUUUUGGCACCAUGCUCUCAUCUGUGGCCCUUCUUUCCAUUCUUGUCUUUAUUCCCUCAACUGUGGUGGUGGUUUUAUUGCUGGUGAGAAUGGUGAGGAAGUCUGUGGGGCUGAAGAAGAGGAGCAAGUCCGGCUAUAAGAAGUCGUCUAUUGAGGUUUCAGAUGACACUGACCAAGAGGAGGAGGAUAAUUGCAUGGCGAGACUUUGUGUCCGUUGUGCGGAGUGCUUGGAUUCAGACUAUGAAGAGACAUAUUGAUGAAAGUCUGCAUGAUAUAAGAAGAAUGACCUAAUAACAGAAAAUAUCCCAUUCCACUGGCAGCUAAAGCCUCUCGGAGAAGUAGAGCUGGCCUGAAGAGUAAUGAUGGAGGUUUCCGGAAGUCAUCAGUAAAGACUUUAGGACCCAUUUAUUUAUUGAAGAAAUGUUCUUUUUGUAUUUAUAAGCUGUUCAAAAACUUUUAGAAGAGACUCAUAACCACCCUUUUUAAUAACUUAUACUGUUAGUUGAAUGAAGAAAGAUACUUUUUAUUUCAUCUUUGCUCUUGAAUGUAAUACAUGUUAUAUUCCAAUUGUAUGAUGGAGAAUCCUAAAUGUUGGCCACACUGCUGAUGCGUAUAUAUACAUAUAAGUAUACAUAUAUAUAUUUUAAAUGAAGUGGAGCUUGUAGCUUUCCUGAUGUGCUACCAGACAAAAUGUUUGUUUGGGAUAAGUAUUGUUUUUUGCUCCAUGAACAUUUUUAGCUGUGAGUUAACACACAGUAUAUACUCAUUGGUUUAAUUAUCUCAUUGUCAAUUACGUUGGGUGAUUUGGAGUAUAGAACACUAAUUUCCUUCGAGUUGGUAGGAUCAGGAUUCUACUUGGAUUGGGUUUUAAAAAUAUUAAAGUGUCAUCAAUUUACAAUUAAGGAAAGGAAUGGUGAGGUAGGGGAGUCCUUUCUUUUGUCAGGUGCAAUUUGUUACUUUACUUUCUUUCAGCUGACUGAUUUGUGGUUUCCUUCUUGACUUUUCAGAUCAGAGGCAAGAAAAACUCUUCAAAAGGUUUUGUGGGGAUGUAUAGAAUAUUUAACCAGUUAUUUGCAAUGAAAUGCUCUUUUAACCUGUAUUAUUCUUCAAAACUGUUUUUUAUUUCUAAAAUGCACCAAAUAUGAAUGAACUGAGGUAAUUGCAAACUGUUUUUGUAUAAUACUUAAGAUAAGGAAGUGAUGUUGUACAUAACCUAUACUUCUCCCUUCUGGUCAUUCAGUACCUUGUAUCGGCUUCCUCCAUUUUCCUGUAGCAACCUAUUUCAAAUUUUAAUUUAUGUGAGAAUUUCUGUUAGCCAUUCAGAAAUAUGUAUGACAUGUCAGGAAAGAUUGACAGUGCAGUCCUCUGUAGCAGAGUGAUAGAGUUCACUUCUUAGUUGUGAGAAACAAAAAUUAUCCCCUCCAUCUAUCUUUGUUUUUUCAACAGGAUGGUCCCUUUCCAUGGUUCUUCACUAGGUAGCUUAGCGGGUAUCUGUAUUAUAGCAUUAUACACUGUAUGUGUUAUUAAAAAAUCACUUUUACA